GUUCAUUACUUUGUGGCUGUGGUAACUAGUGACGACCGUUAUCCCUCUCCGCUCUUCCUCUGGUCCAAUGAAUUUCAGCGUUCUACACCGAGACUCAUAAGAUGGCGACCGCGGAACCGGAAAUAAAUAUAAAUCCACCCCAACAUGCUGAAGAAGGAGCAGAAGCAGAGACUGGUCAGGAGAUCGUGAGCCCUGAGAGCUACAUCAAACACCCCCUACAGAACAAAUGGUCUCUCUGGUUCUUCAAAAAUGAUAAGACCAAAACAUGGCAGGCAAACCUCCGCCUCAUCUCGAAGUUUGACACGGUUGAAGAUUUCUGGGCUCUGUAUAAUCAUAUUCAGUUGUCAAGCAAUCUGAUAUCUGGAUGCGACUACUCCCUCUUUAAGGAUGGCAUUGAGCCCAUGUGGGAGGAUGAGCGAAACAAGCAAGGAGGGCGUUGGCUGAUCACGCUCAACAAGCAGCAGAGGAGACAAGACCUGGACCGCUUCUGGCUAGAAACACUUCUCUGCCUCGUUGGGGAGGCUUUCGAUGACUAUAGUGACGAAGUGUGUGGCGCAGUAGUCAAUAUACGCACUAAAGGAGACAAAAUCGCCAUUUGGACCGCAGACUUCGACAACAGGGAAGCUGUAACACACAUAGGGAGAGUCUAUAAGGAGCGCUUGGGAAUCCCCAUGAAGAUGACCAUUGGCUACCAGUCCCACUCUGACACUGCCACAAAGAGCGGCUCCACCACCAAAAACAAGUUUGUUGUCUGAAAAUGAACCAUGUGCCUUGUUUUGUUUGGUCUACUUUUCAUUGUGGGUAGGUUAUAUUUACUUAAUAUAGCAAUGGCUGCGUGACGGAAUCUGGGAAAAAUUCAUGACUAUAUACCAAAGCUUCGACAGAAACAGCCCUAGACCUGUGAACACAGGAAAAACUUUAUUAACAGGACACACUACUUUCUCUGGAACCCCCCCCCACGCACACACACACACACCUGCCAAUGCUAUUAAUUCACAUGUCAUAGCCAUGCAGGUGAACAUGCCAACCUCAAAAUACAAAUGAAGACUGUUCAUAGUAGGAAAUGUAAGAUGUUCUGAGUGUUCUUAUAAAGAAAAUUAUUUUUUUGAUUUAUUUAAUGGCAGGGAAUUCAUUUGAAAUGCAAAAAUAAAACUUUUCUCAGUGCCCUUGUAUACAGCAUUGGAAUUGCUGUAAUCCUUAAUGAUGUUACACUUUUUUAAUUUAUUAUACCAAUUUGCUUUUUAGCAUUUUUUUUUUAAACUUGUUCUGUGCUAUGGCCUUAAAGGUGAUUUUGUUUUUUAAUUUUUAUUUUUUUAAUGCUAAAUGACAUGUUAUAGAAUAUCCUUUUUUGUGAUUUCACUUGUUUUUGAGAAACUUACCCUAACCAGCAAAUCACUUCUUCAUCCUUGUGUAGUUUAUGGGCCCUUCUAUAACAUGCCAUUUACAUCAAAAAUAGGGAUUUGGUUGUAAAAAAAAAAAACCUCUCCUUUGAACCUCAAGCGCAUGUAAUCAAGCCUUUUUGAUAAUUUCAUGACUCAAUUAGUCUUUGUUAACUACAUGAUUAAAACUUUGGUUUUGCAAUUCGGUAGAAGCUGUUUUUAUAUUAUGGAAUACUUUUUGCAACUUGUAAUUUGUACAUUCCUUGUUGGAAAUGGUUUGAUAUUUGACUUAGUGAUUGGUUUUGAGCUUCUGCCUGCAAUGGAAACACAGCACGAAUUAGUCUUUAAAUAAUGUUUUCCUGUGACAUCAGAUCAUUUUAAAUUAUAUAAUAUGGGCCUAAUAAUAUACCAUUUCAACCCCAGAAAACAAUCUAACUUUCUAUGCCACUUGUAUUGCCAUAGCUAGUUGGUCUGCCCCUGUCACCCCUAGAUACUUAAUGUAGAGCUGAAUAAUGUAUAAAGCAAUAUUAUAGUAGCUACACCUGCAGUAUCACCUGUUGUGUCAUGGGUUGUAGGCUUUCAUGAAAUACCAAUGUCAUGACACCAAAUUAGAGCGCUCAAAUACUUACCAUUUCACGGCUCAUGAAAGUAUGAGUUGCCAUUAUGCCAGGCAUGUUUCAUUCUUUUGGCCAAACACAAGUGCCUCCAGUUACUUUCAUAACUGCUGUUCAACAUUCAUACAUUAUGAAAUGCAUUUGGGUAUUUUAUUCCCAAUUCGUAAAUAAACUGAGCUUUGCACUUCA
Molecule: messenger RNA, 2182 nt
Organism: Oncorhynchus gorbuscha (pink salmon)
Lineage: Eukaryota; Metazoa; Chordata; Actinopteri; Salmoniformes; Salmonidae
Product: eukaryotic translation initiation factor 4E-like
Exons: 7
Coding region: 102-755 (217 amino acids)
Biological process (GO): translational initiation
Cellular component (GO): cytoplasm; eukaryotic translation initiation factor 4F complex
Molecular function (GO): translation initiation factor activity; RNA 7-methylguanosine cap binding
Source: RefSeq, a predicted model, not a curated record